Messenger RNA from Papaver somniferum (opium poppy), 1982 nucleotides. RefSeq lists its product as uncharacterized. The record is from RefSeq and is a predicted model, not a curated record. Bases 93 to 1463 code for a protein of 456 amino acids. Gene Ontology annotation, molecular function: structural constituent of ribosome. Gene Ontology annotation, cellular component: mitochondrial small ribosomal subunit. The transcript has 7 exons. Lineage: Eukaryota; Viridiplantae; Streptophyta; Magnoliopsida; Ranunculales; Papaveraceae.
AACCAUGUCGUCUUCAUUCUCUCAUUUCCAUAGCAACACCCUCUUAAAACCCCUCUCUCCCUGCCAAUUCUCACUCUUAUAGGUCAACAAACAUGCUCAAAUCCAUCAUUAGAUUGGCAGUAUCCGCAAAAAAUCAAUCAAACCUAAAAAAUGCCCUAAUCCCUGCAACUAUCAAUAUCCAAUCAUCAAAUUAUGCAUCAAAAACUCCCAAAAAGAAAUCAGUAAACCCAAAACAAGCUCAGAAAUCAAAAAAGAAAAAUGAAAUCAAUACUAAAUCCGAUGACAAUUUCGUUUCAGACGAAGCAACUAUUUCCGUUGAAGAAGAAUCACGUUCUCGUCAUCUUGCUGAAGAUGUUAAUAAUAAGGCACUUGAUGUUGGCCCUAAUGGUCGUCCUUUGUUUACAAAAACUCAAACUCUUUCUCAACUCGAUAGAAAAGAUGUUUGUUCUUACAUGUCCUUUGAUAUGGAAGCAUUGAAUGCAACUUUACCAGAAGGAUUACCAACAGGAAUGGCAAAGGAGUUUGAAGAAUCCAAAAGGACUGCAUUGCUAAUUCGGCAGAGUUUCUUGGAUCUUCGUGACAAUUACAGGCGCAUUGUUGAUCCUCCCUUGCAAUCAUCUAGUGAUAGGAAACCCCGGAAGCAGAUUUUACUGGAUGGUCCAGUUAGUUCAGGGAAAAGUAUUGCUCUUGCUAUGCUGAUCCACUGGGCUCGUGAGGAAGGUUGGUUGGUGUUUUAUGUCCCGGAAGGUAAAACAUGGACUCAUGGAGGAUUCUUUUAUAAGAAUGAACAAACUGAUCUUUGGGAUACUCCUUUGCAAGCUACAAAUAUUCUCCAGGAUUUCCUUAAAUACAAUGAAUCUCGCUUGCAACAAUUACCUUGUCAUAUAUUUGAUGCUAUUCCAUUGGGAGAGGGUGCUGGUGUUGGAAAAAGGAGAGGGGUUGAUUCAAUGGCGAUACCUGAAGGUUCCACUCUGUACGACUUGAUUCAAACAGGAAUUUCUCAUACACAUUCUUCUGUUGGAGUUUUAGUACGUCUGCGGGAAGAAUUAUCACUUGUUAAGGAUGUUCCUGUGCUUUUUGCAAUUGAUCAAUAUAAUAGCUGGUACACAUUCAGCGAGUUUGAAGAAGCAGUGACAGCUCGGUCAACGAAUCCAAUUCACGCUAACAAAAUUGCAACGGUGAGUGUAUAUCGGCCCAUGACGCACAAUGACAUGAUGGUGGGGGCUUUUUCCAAUUCAACAGCAGUUGGUAAGUUACGAAGGGACCUGCCGAAUGUACCAACAGAUGCUCGUGUAGACUUUCCUCGUUAUGGCUUAGACGAAGCUGCAACGGUUUGCCAUUACUAUCUCAGGCAAAGACUGAUCAUGCGUGAGGCAUUCUCGGAAGAAAAAUGGAAGAAGAUUUACUACUUGGCUAAUGGAAAUGGUUCAGAGAUGAGAUGGUUAGCUCCCCUUAUUAGAUAACCAGUCUAAUCAUGCGACUCGAUAACUUGGCACACCCCACUUCUUGGGUGUUCUCACCUCAUCAAUUGGUUCCAUAGGACAGGUCAAUAUUACGAAUGGUUAGAUCUAUAUUUCCGUCAGAUCUGGAGCAGAAAUGGUUAAACAUGCCCCUUGUGGUAAAGCUACCAUCUUUGCCAAGGGGCUGGUGCUGGAGGCCAUAUUCGUCUCUUUCUGACCUUUGCCAGUUAAAACGAAUUUGAAUUGCAUUUUUUAUGUCGAAAACACCUUGGAGAAAUUUUGUACCUCUGGUAGUCUGCAGCUAUGAACCAGAGUUUUAUUUUUCAGAGAGAACAGUAUUGUGUUGUCUCAUUUUGUUCUUCCCUGUUUUUAUAUUUUAGAGAGAACAGUAUUGUGUUGUCUCAUUGUGUUCUUUUGCUGCAUCUUUUCCUUUUUUUUCUUUCUAGAUUAAGCAAAUUGUGUUACCCAGAGACGUGUAUUGAGGUUAGGAAAUUUGUUGAAAUAAAAUACCAUCUUAACUGC